AUGAGCAUAACUAUCUGCGCCUCCGACUUCAGCAUCCACGUCAACGCAUUUUCCGAUAUCAUGGACGACGCAACAUCCCUGUUCCUCUACAGAUUCACCGUACCGCAACUACGUGUGUUGUGUGUGGCAUUGCACCUGCCCAGUACCGUUACGACGUCGUCAAGGGAUUAUGUCCCGUGUAUCGAAGCCCUGGCCAUGACGUGUCGCCGGCUGGCAGAACCGUGUCAAAUGUACCACGUUGCAAACGAGUUUGGUCGAUCAUCGGGGGCAGUAUCCCGGAUUGUCAAAACAGCCAUCACAGCCCCCGAUGGCCUAGUUGUGUCCAUGUACGGCCUUGUUGGGGGGCGACUCCACGAUUCUAUGGUGUUGUCCAUGUGCGGUAUUUUGGAUACCAUUUCCCUUAUUCCCGAGCUCAACGGGCACAUGAUGUAUGGCGAUUUGGCGUACGGAUGUCGUCCGCAUUUGUGUUGCCCAUUUUCCAACGUUCCGCACGGUUCCAACGCCGACAAUUUCAACAAGUCAAUGAGCUCAGUACGUGAGGCAGUGGAGUGGAGUUUCCACUUGAUUAAAUGCUUGUGGUCAUUCAUGGAUUGGAGCAAAACACAAAAGGAUCAGCAAUUACCCAUUGGGCAAUUGUGGAUCGUAUGCGUCUUGUUAACCAACUGCCACACCUGCUUGCAACCGAUGGGAAAUCAAAUAUCCAUGUAUUUCAUUUGCAAGCCGCCAUCGCUUGAGGAGAUGUUAACAGCUCACGACUAA
Messenger RNA from Aphanomyces astaci, 759 nucleotides. RefSeq lists its product as hypothetical. Lineage: Eukaryota; Oomycota; Saprolegniomycetes; Saprolegniales; Verrucalvaceae. The transcript has 2 exons. The record is from RefSeq and is a predicted model, not a curated record. The coding region runs from base 1 to 759 and encodes 252 amino acids.